AUGCGCUGGUUCACAGUGGUUAACUUUUUCGAAUCGCUUCGUCCAGUGUAUGUGGCUUCGAAAAUCUUCUUGGUGCACUUCGAAACGGUCGAUUUCGAAAAUCGCACAUACCGACGGACACUUUCCGAUCAGCUUCGGUACGUUCUUUCCUUGAUCGUGGAUUUGUAUCUGACUCUGGUUGGCAUCCGAAGCAGUGCCGCUUUCCUACAUCUCUCCGAAUCGGUUCUUCUGAAUGUAGGAUAUUACGGAUCAUUGCUGUUAACAUUCAUCUUUACACUGAUACUACCGACGUGGAACAGCCUGGAGGCCGGAACUAUUUUCGCUGUGAUUGAAAGCAUAGCAUGCUUUGACGACGAGAUAAAAUUGCUUGGGUUCGGAAUCAAUCACCAGAAGCAUCACUUUGUCAAUACGAUUUCGACUACUCCCGAAAAAGAUCGCCAGACGCUCACAGACACAGUACAGUGCUGUAAAAUGAUUAGAGAUUUUGCCACGCUGCAUGGUCAACUGUGUGACACGAUCAAACUGUUCAACCGCUGCUUCUCCGCCCAGGCCAUUAUUUCCCUGGCAUCGUGUUUUGGAUUUACGGUUUUUUCGAUAUUUGGUAUGAUCCACUCGUACGCGACAACUGUGGAUGAGAAUACCCUACACUUGACUUGGUCUACUAUGAUCUACGAUGGGUUUUGCAUAGCUUUCAUUAUCCAGCUGGUGGUAUUUUCUAGCUUGAUUCACGCAGAGUGCAAACGGACAUCACUGCUGAUUCACAAGAUCAUCUGCUACGGAUCAUGCGACAGGAAUGUACGCAAAGAGUUGAGGAUCUUUUCCCAGCAGUUAAGUCAUCAUUCUCCGAAGAUUUCAUGUGGCUUGUUCGACUUUGAUUGGAUUCUGUUCUAUACGAUUUCUGGAUCUCUUAGCACCUAUCUUAUCAUAUUAAUGCAGUUUGAUCUGAUCAAUUUUGACUAUACAGAGCUGACCGAUAAGAAGAAAGCUGUACAUCAGUGA
Molecule: messenger RNA, 999 nt
Organism: Topomyia yanbarensis
Lineage: Eukaryota; Metazoa; Arthropoda; Insecta; Diptera; Culicidae
Product: putative gustatory receptor 28b
Exons: 4
Coding region: 1-999 (332 amino acids)
Biological process (GO): sensory perception of taste
Cellular component (GO): membrane; dendrite; neuronal cell body
Source: RefSeq, a predicted model, not a curated record